CUCACAUGUAGGAGCCUGAUUGAAUGGUGGCAGAACACAGUUUUCAUAUAAUAUAUCAGUCUUCCGCACUGUUUGUGUAUUACAAACAAGUCUUUGGUAACAAUGAGUGACAACGAAAAGGAUUUCGUCGAACGGGAAUCCCGCUCACCCACUAGGAGUGAGAGUCCAAGAGGUUCUGCUAGAUCCACCAGCCGGUCCCCGGCCCUCUCCCCGGCCCAGUCAAAGGAGGGCUCUCGCCACUCCCGCUCCAAGUCCCGUUCUCGCUCCCGCUCCAAGUCCAGGUCCCGUUCCCACCGGAGCUCCCGUAGACAGUACUCUCGGUCUUGCUCCAGCUCUCGCUCACGCCGGAGACGCUCCAGGAGCCGCUCGUACAGCGGAGAGUACCGUCGUCGACGAAGUCACAGUCGCUCGCCCAUGUCCAACCGCAGACGCCAUAUCGGCAACAGGGUGAAUCCUGACCCAAACUGCUGUCUGGGUGUGUUUGGGUUGAGUCUGUACACCACAGAGAGAGACCUGAGAGACGUUUUCUCCAAGUACGGUCCGCUAGCGGACGUCUCCAUCGUCUACGACCAGCAGUCGCGGCGUUCCAGAGGCUUUGCCUUUGUCUACUUUGAAAAUAAAGAGGAUGCUAAAGAGGCGAAGGAGCGAGCGAAUGGGAUGGAGCUUGAUGGGCGGAGAAUCAGGGUGGACUUCUCCAUCACACAGAGGCCACACACCCCGACACCAGGAAUUUACAUGGGUCGUCCAACAUACGGUGGAGGGCCGAGCGUCAACUCCCGCCGGUCCUCGCGAGAUUAUUACGACCGAGGCUACGAUCGCUAUGACCGCUACGAUGAGCGGGACCACUACAGCAGAUCGUACAGACGCAGGUCUCCCUCUCCCUACUACAGCAGAGGAGCUUAUCGCUCCAGAUCCCGCUCUUACUCCCCCCGUGAGUAUCGUCCCCAUCGAAGUCAUUACUGACGGUGAAACCUUUGACGAGGAAAAGUGAACUGGUCACUGGUGUGUUCUCCAUUACUGAACCCUGUACAGUCCCUCAUAUGAGAGAUGCCCAUUAUGUUCUUAAAUAUGUCUCCCUCUUAUGCAUCAUUACAUGGCUUUU
Molecule: messenger RNA, 1102 nt
Organism: Chanos chanos (milkfish)
Lineage: Eukaryota; Metazoa; Chordata; Actinopteri; Gonorynchiformes; Chanidae
Gene: tra2b
Product: transformer 2 beta homolog
Exons: 8
Coding region: 103-963 (286 amino acids)
Molecular function (GO): RNA binding
Source: RefSeq, a predicted model, not a curated record